AGGGUUAUCAACCAAUCAAUAUCCACGAGCAUCUAUAGGCCAACCAUCACCAUCCUUCAAAAAUAAUUAAAGGACGGUAUUAUGAACCCGAUCUAAACUUCCUUUCCUCAGUUUUAAACUUUGGUUGCUUAACACUGAAGCAAUCAUGGUGAACUUAAGGAAAGCGGUGCACUCGUUCCUUGUGCACCUAAUCGGCCUAUUGGUUUGGCAAUGCGAUAUUUCUGUGAGCCCAGUAGCAGCCAUAGUAACUGACAUUUUUAAUGCCUCCGAUGAUGGACGCGUCGGAGUUCCAGACGGGGUACAAAACUGGCCAGCACUUAUAAUCGUCAUAAUAAUAAUAUUGACGAUAGGUGGCAACAUUCUCGUCAUCAUGGCAGUACGCUUUGAAAAGAAAUUGCACAAUGCCACCAAUUACUUCUUAAUGUCCCUAGCCAUUGCUGAUAUGCUAGUGGGACUGCUUGUCAUGCCAACUUCUCUGCUGGCAAUCCUUUAUGAUUAUGUCUGGCCACUCCCCAGACCUUUGUGCCCCGUCUGGAUCUCCCUGGAUGUUUUAUUUUCGACAGCGUCCAUCAUGCACCUCUGCGCUAUAUCGCUGGAUCGGUAUGUAGCAAUACGUAAUCCUAUUGAGCAUAGCCGUUUCAAUUCGCGGACUAAGGCCAUCAUGAAGAUUGCUAUCGUUUGGGCAAUUUCUAUAGGUGUGUCAGUACCGAUUCCAGUGCUUGGACUGAGGGAUGAAAGCAAGGUGUUCGCCCGCAAUACCACCUGUGUGCUGAAUGACCCAAAUUUCGUUGUUAUUGGGUCCUUCGUAGCGUUCUUCAUACCAUUGACGAUUAUGGUGAUCACCUACUUACUGACGAUUUACGUUCUUCAAAGACAAGCUCUGAUGUUACUGCGCGGCCACACCGAGGAACUGCCCAAGAUCAGCCUGGAUUUCUUGGAGUGCUGCAAGAAGAAUGCCACCGAGGAAGACAACGCUGCUAACCCUAAUCAAGACGUGAGACCUCGCCGAAGAAAGAAGAAAGAAAAACGUCCCAGGGGCACCAUGCAAGCUAUUAACAAUGAACGAAAAGCAUCGAAAGUCCUUGGCAUUGUUUUCUUUGUGUUUCUGGUCAUGUGGUGCCCGUUUUUUAUUACUAAUAUUCUGUCGGUUCUUUGUAAGAAGUCCUGUAAUCAACAGCUCAUGGAAAAGCUUCUGAAUGUGUUUGUUUGGAUCGGCUAUGUUUGUUCAGGAAUCAAUCCUCUGGUGUACACUCUUUUCAACAAAGUUUACCGACGGGCUUUCUCCAACUAUCUGCGCUGCAAUUAUAAGCCAGAAAAAAAGCCUCCGGUCAGGCAAAUUCCGCGAGUUGCUGCUACUGCUUUGUCUGGGAGGGAGCUCAAUGUUAACAUUUACCGGCCUACCAACGAACGCGUGAUAAAGAAAGCUGAUGACAAUGAACCAGGGAUAGAGAUGCAAGUUGAGAAUUUGGAGCUCCCGGAAAAUCCCUCCAAUGUGGUUAGUGAAAGGAUCAGUAGUGUGUAAGAAAGCGCAACACAGUCUUUUCCUACAGUAAUGCUGGUAAUGUAGGAAAAUAUUCUUCUAUGAUCUCCUGCUGGUUCUAACUAAUGUAAAUACUGCUGUCUGAAAAAAAAAAGUGUUUUUUAUAUAUAGCUUUGCAAUCCUGUAUUUUGCAAUCAUGUGUACAAUAGUGAGAUUUAGGGUUCUAUAUUUACUGUUUAUAAUAGAUGGAGAAUAACUUAUUUUGAUUCUUUGAUGCAUAAAAUGUUGAUUGUUUUCUUUCCCUUCCUUCCUUCCUCCCUGCCUCCUUUUCUUCCUCUCUCUCUCUCUCUCUCUCUCUCUCUCUCUUUCUCUUGCCUUCUUUUGUGAAUAAGGAAAUGUUCAUCUCAGGUGGCAUUUGCAGGAGACCAGAAUGAUGCAUAUGACAGUGGUUGUAUUUCAGCCACACCAAAAUUAAAAAUUCGGUGGAAUCUUUUUCCAGGUUAACAGUAAAUAUAUACUUUAAAUUCUUGCUGUGCUGUGCUCAUCCAUCUACACACAUAAACACAGUAAGAUAGGUUCUGCCUUCCUAUACUCUGUCAUAUCGUUAGUGAGGCAAAGGUAGAACGUAGCCUUUUUGUCACAUAUGGGGCAAAAUUUGACAUUGUCAGAGUGUUGUGUUGAUAUUGUACUGCAAUGUCUGUCCCCAAACAUAGUGGUAUUUUAACAUAAGCAGCUGGUUAACCGGGACUACAGAAGUGGAAGGAUAAUACGAGAUACAUCCACUAAUAGCUUUUCACUUCUUAAGGACAAUGUUCAAAUUCUGAUUAUAAUGACAAACAAAUUGAAAUCAAUGUUUUCAUUCUGGUCCUUAGUAAAUACCUAAUUACGUAACUAAACUGGGAAAUGAGGUCCCAGGUUUAUUUCCCAAUCCAGAAUUCAACAUCAAUUGGAUUUUGAUCUCAGGAUCCUGGAAAUUCGUGUGCUACACACAAAGUGAAAUUAGCAUUUUGAGCCUUAUUAAAAUAUUUUUUUAAUUAUGGUACCUCUGUCUAUAGGGCCCAAUUUUGUAGUCCGUUUUUGAGUAAAACUUGCGUUGGAAGCAUAGAUGAUCAAAACCUUGGGAGCUUUACUUGAUUAAGGACUACAGAAUGAGGCCCUUAGAAUGUGAAAAAAGUAAUUAAAAAGAAGCUUUUACUGAACUCUAGGAAUAAGAGAAAUACAGAGUUUCCAUUUGGAUUUUAAACAAAAUUUAUCUCAUUUUCAGAUCCUUCCAAACUCUAGUGCAGGAAAAGGCUGCAGCUAAUUUGUGAAAGUGGCAAGCUCUUCAUUGUACUGCAAUUAUGUACCAGAAGUUUAAACCUCUGCAGCUAAUUUGUGAAAGUGGCAAGCUCUUCUUUGUACUGCAGUUAUGUACCAGAAGUCUAAACCUUUGUUAAAAUAUAGUGUUGUGUUACAAUCAGUGUUGGCCAUUGUUUCAUCCGUGGGCCUGCUGCUCUCUAAGAAUUCAGUACCCCUUUACUAGCUUGUAAACCAUGAAAGGUUUUCAGGCAUUGCUACAGCCAGACCAUUAAAUCUAUGCUGUGUGCAGAGUAUACAAUGUGUCCAGUAACUGUAUUUCCAUGUGUGUCCAUCUCACACAACUGUGGAACAAUUUCUGAAGAAUUCAUGAUGCUAUUUCUUAUACCUGACAGUUACUUACACACCUGAAAGUGUGCCUCUCAGUAUCCUGAAAUUGGUGAAGGCAGAAUCUGAAUUUCUAUGACCCCUGAUCUGUGUCCUCAACACACAGCAUAGAAAAAUACAACAGUCUGCCACAGGGGCAGUGGGAGAGCUGCUGUACUUGAGGAAACUCAUACAGUCUCUACUUGAUUCACAACACUGCCAAAUGUCAGUCAAUUCCUUGAGCAUGCCCAAAUCUAACAUGAAAGUAAAGCCUACCUGCCUGUUAGCUCUGUCGAACUGCAUGUUAAAAAAAUAUAUGAAAUUGAAUGAGAUGAUCUAUUUCUUACUGAAAUUAAAUGUCUGAAGAAACAGCAUGCAAUGCGCAUGAGUUGUGCACAUACAGAGGGUGUCCUGCAUGUAUGCCAUGUAUGUUGCAUGAAUCCAUCAAUUUGUAUUAAUGUAGGGCAGAGUAGGUGAUAUCAAAGGACUGAAGAAAACCCGUCAGCAGUCCUUAAAAAGACCACACAUUCAGAUCUGAAGUAUUUUGAGUAUUAGAGAAAAUUGGAAACAUCUGAUUUCUUAACUAUCAGGGCAAGCUCAUAGCACAUGUUUUACACAGAAAUAAAAUAUAAACCACAAUGUUCAAAAGCACUGGCAAUAAGUUGAAUGAUAAUAGCUUAUAGCACAUUUGUUAAUAAUUCUUAUGUCAUCAUAUAGUAGUACUUAAUAGUACCCAACACAGCAAUUAUUCUCAAAUUGUGUGCUAUUCGUAAGUUCUGUGCAGUUUGGUAUGAAACAAAUAUACUUAUUUGGAUAUAAAUCUUACAGUUCAAGGUUAAAUCUACAAACUUUUAUAAGUGUUUUAAAAAGUCCAUGUGAUAACUGUGAACGUGGUGAAUUUACUGUCAAACAAAUCAUUUUGAUGAACUAUUAUAUAUGUAUAUCUGUUAAGAAACAUGCAACAGACUGCCUUUAUUAUUUCCUGUAAAACUUCUCCAUCAUAUGGUACUUUUUGUGAGUGGUGGCAAAGUGUUGUUUUAUUCUUGGUUCCUGCAUUUCCCCGCUCCAGGUGUUUGUGAUACUUCCCAUUAAUUUAUUAAAUUUAUUAAACGUU
Molecule: messenger RNA, 4256 nt
Organism: Myotis brandtii (Brandt's bat)
Lineage: Eukaryota; Metazoa; Chordata; Mammalia; Chiroptera; Vespertilionidae
Gene: HTR2C
Product: 5-hydroxytryptamine (serotonin) receptor 2C, G protein-coupled
Exons: 5
Coding region: 146-1522 (458 amino acids)
Biological process (GO): G protein-coupled receptor signaling pathway, coupled to cyclic nucleotide second messenger; feeding behavior; chemical synaptic transmission
Cellular component (GO): dendrite; plasma membrane
Molecular function (GO): neurotransmitter receptor activity; G protein-coupled serotonin receptor activity
Source: RefSeq, a predicted model, not a curated record